Molecule: messenger RNA, 4328 nt
Organism: Linum trigynum
Lineage: Eukaryota; Viridiplantae; Streptophyta; Magnoliopsida; Malpighiales; Linaceae
Source: the annotation of a GenBank genome assembly
CUUAUUUAUGACGUAAUCUCGACUCUGCACAGCUGUCGGAGACCGACCUCGAGCACUUCGUCGCUCCUGCUCGUCACCCUCUCUCUCUCUAGAAACUGCCCUCUCCCUCUCUCUCUCAACUCGUUUAUACGAAAUUUUGGUGUGAAUGACAGCUGGCCAUUCUUCCUCCUUUUAUAGGCUGCUGGUCACAAAACCCGGUCUAAAUACCCGGUCGGGUAUUUCGGGUUAGUGGCCGGGUAUUUAUUAAAAAAUACUAAAGGUUAGGUCACGGUCGGCCAGCCAAAAUACCCGGUCUGACCUAACUUAAUACCCGGUUGGGUAUUUUUAAGGGAAAACUCGGUCUGACCUAACAAAACCCCCGGUCGGGUUUUACAGAAAUAACCGGUCGGGUAUUUCCAAAAUAACCCGGUCGGUUUUAUGGUAGGGUAUUUUCUCCAGCCUACUUUGAAUUAACUUAUCUCACUCGUUUGGACUCGGAAUUAAGAUCCGUAAAAUUCUACGUGAUCGUAGAAGAAUUUUCUAAAUUGUGGAAUCAAGAUUUGUCCUCAAUUUCUGAUACAUCUUUCCAGAAUACUUCGUCAUUCCUAAACCAUUCGGUGUGGCCGCAAUUUCUAUGGUUGAAAUUCUUGAUUCCUCAUCAAACCGAAUCGAUAUAAAAGUUGCCCGAGGUUUGGGAUGUUACAGUUAUGGAACAAGACAACAAUGAAAUUCCUCCUCCUGUACCACCAGUGGAACAAAAUCAACAUCAUCAAGAAGUGCCACUUAGGAGAUCCACUAGAGAAAGAAGAAGUGCGAUUCCGGAUGAUUAUGUCGUCUUUCUUCAAGAACAUGAGGAUGACAUAGGCUUAAUGGAGGAUGAUCCUAUCAACCUCGCUCAAGCCAUGCGCAGUUCUAACUCUGAACAGUGGAAUAGUGCCAUGAAAGAAGAGAUGAAGUCCAUGUAUGACAAUGACGUUUGGGAUGUCGUUGAAUGCCCUGAAGGAGUAGUUCCGAUUGGUAAUAAAUGGAUAUUUAAAACCAAAAGGGACUCUAAGGGUAAGAUUGAGAGAUUUAGAUCACGUCUAGUUGCUCAGGCCUUUACUCAAAAGGAAGGCAUUGACUACAAAGAGACUUUCUCUCCAGUGUCUGCGAAAGACUCUUUUAGGACAAUAAUGGCACUAGUGGCUCAUUUUGAUUUGGAGCUCCAUCAGAUGGACGUGAAGACUGCGUUUCUCAAUGGAGACAUUGAUGAGACUAUUUAUAUGGUUCAGCCACAAAACUUCGUUGUGGGAGAUCCAAAGAAAAUGGUCUGUAAACUUAAGAAGUCCAUCUAUGGUCUCAAACAAGCUUCCUGUCAAUGGUAUCACAAAUUUCACAAAGUUAUUAGCUCAUAUGGUUUUGAGACUAAUCUUGUUGAUGAUUGUGUAUAUCACAAGUUCAGUGGGAGUAAAUUUAUUUUCCUGGUGUUAUAUGUUAAUGACAUUCUACUCGCCAAUAGUGAUAUAGGCUUACUGCACGAAACCAAGAAAUUUCUAACAAAGAAUUUUGAAAUGAAAGAUCUUGGUGACGCCUCUUUUGUAUUGGGUAUUGAGAUACUGAGAGAUAGCUCUCGAGGUCUUCUCAAAUUAUCACAAAAGUGCUAUAUCGAUAAUGUUUUGAGUAGAUUCAACAUGAAAGAUUGUAACCCAGCAAAUACACCAGUAGCCAAAGGAGACAAGUUCAGUCUCGCUCAAUGCCCCACAAACAAUCUAGAAAGAGCGGAAAUGCAGAAGAUCCCUUAUUCAUCUGCAAUAGGGAGUCUUAUGUAUGCUCAAGUUUGUACUCGUCCCGAUAUAGCUUUCAUAGUGGGAGUACUGGGCAGAUACUCAAAGGAUCCAGGUAUGGAUCAUUGGAAGGCAGUCAAGCGUGUGAUGCGCUAUCUAAAGAGAACAAGGGAUUACAUGCUUACUUAUCAGAGAUCAGAUAGUCUGGAGGUCAUUGGGUAUUCUGACUCUGAUUUUGCUGGAUGCCAAGAUAGCAUGCGCUCUACAUUUGGCUAUAUCUUCAUGUUUGCCGGAGGGGCUAUUUCUUGGAGGUCUGCUAAGCAGCGUCUUAUAGCUCCUUCCACCAUGGCAGCAAAGUUUAUAGCUUGUUAUGAGGCAUCUAAUCAUGGAUUAUGGCUGCGAAAUUUUGUCACGGGGCUGCGUGUGGUAAACAACAUUGAGAGGCCAUUGAAGAUUUAUUGUGACAAUAAUGCAGCAGUGUUGUACUCUAAUAACAACAGGAGUUCGACAAAGUCAAAGUUUAUCGAUAUCAAGUACCUGGUUGUUAAGGAGAGGGUUCAAAAUAGACAGAUUUCUAUAGAACAUAUUAGGACUGAGUCUAUGCUAGCUGACCCAUUAACCAAAGGAUUACCGCCUACUGCAUUUUAUGAGCACACUGCUCAUAUGGGCGUUAUUCUGGAUGAUACCUUGGUUUAGUGGGAGUCAUUUCGAUUUGUUCUAUAGACAUUGAUUUGUGACUCUGCAGAAUAAAGUGAUGUUUGGUUUUUCUUCAGUUUCUGUUUUGAACCAUAAGGUGUUUAUUUAUAUUAUGCAAUUUUCUUGCAUGAAGUGUUUUUUUUUAUCUCACUAAAGUUGGACCAGUUGAAAAUAGGCAUGUUCAAGAUCACAUUACAUGUAAUUUUCAUGCCACUCAUCCAUAUUUGAUCUAUGUCAUUGAGUGUGUAAAUGUGGUGAUCAUGGUGGUUUAAUCAUUAUCAUAUCAUGAUUGAAGCCGCGUUGGUUCCACUGCUAUACAUGAGAUGGACAAGAUUGUUAAGGAAUAGUCAUUGUACAAAUAACAUUCGGACGCGCGCCUAAGGAACUUUGUGAUAUAAUUAUUUGCAUAAACCAUGCAGCCCAAGUGGGAGAUUGUUGGAAAUAUAUGUUCCACGUGAUGUGGGCUGUGGUUUAUGGAUAAUUGUAUUAGUUAUUUGUUAAAGUGGGCUAACUAUAAGUGGUCAAAUUAUGGAGCCCAAGACUACUCAAUAUCUUAUAUGGGCCCAAUGAGUGGAAACCAGAUACUAAACCUAAUUAGGGUUUUAUGGGAACCCUAGCUAAACAUAGUAUAUAAAGAACCUAGAGGUUGUGGUCCCCAAGACACCAAGACUGAAAAACACACACAUAUUCUCCCCAUCAGGAAUACGUGAGGUUUCCCGUGAGUGGACUAAGGAGGCUUGGUUGAGGAAGGCCACUAAACUUCCCGGAUCGUGCACUUGGAGGUAUCGUCCGGUUAAAGAUCGUUCUACAGAUUCCGCUUCAAGCUCACGACGAUCUACCAUCAUGAAUCAAGGUAUUUAGAUCUAUUCGCCUUUGAUAAUCUGAUAAGAUAUUUCCAUGGAAUUACGUAUUUCGAUUAAUUCCAACAGCACAUUUAUGCAUUACUUUAUUUCCUCACAAAUGUGGAGGAUUGCGUUUGGAUAUAGUUUAAUCAUCUUCAUGCAACUUUUUGACCAAGUAUUUCUUGAUUACCCUUACAUUCCGUGGAAUUGACAACUACAAUGGAUUUUAUCAAGUUAUAGUGCUCUUAUGUUGAUGCUAUUUGAGUUUUCUUUUUACGAAUAAAAUCUUAUCAUUAGCUCGACAUUUGGUUAACCUUCAAAUUAUGCUACUUAAUUCUCUCUUCAUUCUUUGAAGUUCUACAGGACACCGGCCAACGGGCCGGGCCCAAUGCUAGUGUGAUUUUAAGCUAGUGUACAAUGGAAAAAUGACACCCCUAUUAAUUAUAGGUUUUUUAUGGAAAUAAUUAUAGGUUUUUAAGGUAAUUAAUUUGUGUUGUAUUUAAUAAUCUGUAUGAAUUAAAAACACAUAUUAAUUACUUUCUUUUUUCAGUGUACUGGUAGUUUUAUCAGUGCAAUGGUAUUAGUGUACAAGUGCAAUGGUAGAUGUAUCAGUGCAAUGGUAGUUCCAAAAAAGAAACGUAAUCAAUAUGAGUUCAGUAUACAGGUGCAAUGGUAGUUGUAUCAGUGUAGUUAAAAAAAAGGAAUGCAAUUAAGAUGAGUUUUUAAUUUCCAAAGAUUAUUAAAUGCAACACAAAUUUAAUACAAAAAUAACUAUAAUUAAUAGGGGUGUCAUUUUUCCAACCCCUUAAAAGGGUUAGCAUGCUAACCGAUUCCUGAUCUUUCUUGUGAUUGACUAACCAAAUUAUUAAUAUUAGAAUUACAAAAGCAACAAAAAAAACUGUACGUAGCAUCAGAAAACUCUAUCUCUAGCUGCAAGAAUCACUCUGCCGCAGUCAGUUUUGGCGUCCCUCCCAUCCUUCCUGAUGCAGACCACAUUCCUUCCCGCCAGUGUACGGGAGCUUAUCGAUAAUAAGAUUCGCACCUUCAU